CUAGCGACUUCCGGGAAUCCAGCGUGUGCUGAAGUCACACGUGCGAUAGUUCACAGCAGAGCGCGAGAGCCACACAUGCACUCCGUCAACUUAACUCAAUUAAAGGUACAGUUUCUCUGUGUGUCCUAGAGAAGACCAGAAUAAGCGCAAGAGCGUGUUUUUCUUCAACGAGCAUCUUUGUAGGUGUCAGUCAUGGGCAGGAAGCUGGACCCCACCAUCAAGGUGAAGAGAGGACCUGGACGCAAGGCCAGAAAACAGAAGGGAGCAGAAACUGAGCUGUCCAAGUUUUUAGUUGAUGAUGAUGGGCCAAAAAAACUUUCAAGCAGAUCAAGAAAACGAGCUGUAAAAAGAGCUCAAGUGACUAAAGAACCCAAACAAGAGGAAAAGCCUAAAAAAGGAUUCACAGAUGAGAAUAGUAAAUGGCUAAAACCAGUGCCGAGGAAGCGAAAGAUUGAACAAUCUGAAGAAGAUGAGGACAGUGACAGCCAAUGGGAAGAAGAUGAUGAUGAAGAGGGCUUUGAUAAAAAGGAAAUGGAGGAGGAGGAGGAGGAGGAUGAUGAUAUGGUUGAUGACUAUGGUGCUGAUGAAGGGGAUGAACAAGACAGUGAUGGAGAAGAGCUUCUGCCAAUUGAGAGAGCUGCAAGAAAACAGAAAAAACAGACCAGCAAGAAACCAGAGAGUGACGAUGAUGAUGAUGACGAUGAUGAUGAAGAAAAGGAUGAUUUAAAGGAAGAUGGGGAGGAGGAAGAGGAUACUGUACAGGCAAAUAUUGAUGAAACCGAACAAUUCAAACUCCCAGGUGCAGCGGAGCGAGCGAAGGAGGGUCUUUUAGCGAUGGACCUACAGACCAUCCAUCAGAGGAUCAGAGAUAAUGUGGAUGUGCUGUCUCACUUCAGUGAGAAGAGAGAAGAGGGUAAAGAGAGAUCGGAGUAUCUCUCUCUGCUGCGCUCUGACCUCUGCACCUACUACAGCUACAACGAGUUCCUCAUCAGCAAACUCAUGGACCUUUUCCCCGUCUCUGAGCUGAUUGAUUUUCUUGAGGCCAAUGAAAUCCAGAGGCCAGUCACCAUCAGAACCAACACCCUGAAGACCAGGAGGAGAGACUUGGCUCAGGCUCUGAUUAACAGAGGAGUGAACCUGGAUCCAUUGGGGAAAUGGUCCAAAGUGGGGCUGGUUAUCUAUGACUCUUCUGUUCCCAUUGGAGCAACUCCAGAAUAUUUGUCAGGCCAGUACAUGUUACAAGGUGCAUCAUCGUUUCUGCCUGUAAUGGCGCUUUCUCCCCAGGAGGGGGAAUCAGUGCUGGACAUGAGCGCCGCUCCAGGAGGAAAGACCACUUAUAUGGCUCAGCUCAUGAGGAACACGGGCAUGAUUGUGGCUAAUGACGCAAAUGCAGACAGACUGAAGAGCGUCGUGGGAAACAUCCAUCGUCUCGGUGUCACUAACGCUGUCAUCUGCAACUAUGACGGCAGACAGUUCCCCAAGGUGAUGGGAGGUUUCGACCGAGUGCUUUUAGAUGCUCCUUGUUCGGGGACAGGGGUGAUCUCCAAAGAUCCAGGAGUAAAAACUGGCAAAGACGAGGCUGAUAUUCUUCGCUCGGCUCACCUGCAGAAGGAGCUCAUCCUGUCUGCUAUUGACUCCGUCAAUGCUGAUUCUCCAACUGGUGGAUACCUUGUUUACUGCACAUGCUCUAUUAUGGUAGAGGAGAACGAGUGGGUGGUGGACUAUGCUUUAAAGAAGAGAAAUGUAAAGCUGGUCCCCACUGGACUAGACUUUGGCAAGGAGGGAUUCAUCAGAUUCAAAGAAAGACGUUUCCAUCCAUCUCUCAAACUGUCUCGCCGAUUCUAUCCUCACUCCCAAAACAUGGAUGGAUUUUUUGUGGCCAAGCUAAAGAAGCUGUCUAACGCCAUCCCCAGCGCACCGAGAGAAAGAGAAGAUGAAGAAGAAUCUUCAAAAACGGAGACCGCAGCCUCGUCCGAGCAGAUCCAGAAACCAGAGUCUAAGCAACAGAAGCCCAAUUCAACGCCAGAGAAAAGCAACAUGGGCCAGAAGCAGAAAUUAAAACUGAAAAAAUCUGAGACGCCCAUCAUCACAAAGAAAACUGGAGUGAAAGCUGAGAAUAAAAAACCCAAUGGUCCCAAAAAGGCCAAAAUUGCUAAGUUGGAUGGUGAAACAUCCAAAAAGAAUGAGAAACCUGACAAAAUGCAGAAGGUAAAGGAACUGAAUGGAGAUUCAACAAAAGAGGUGGUGAUGGAGAAGAAAGAGGGGAGCCAGUUUGAGAAGAAGAACGAAAUGAAAAGAAAGAACUUGUUGAAGAACAAUACAAACAGAAUGGGGAAAAACAAGUUUAGGAAGUUAAAAAGUAUGGUUGGACAGUGAAAGUGUUUAUUGACAUGGACCUGUAUGUUCAGGACUGGGAUCUUCAUUGACUCGACACAAGACAGGAAGUUAAACCAAUCCCAGCUUGCUGUCAGGGACUGAAGCAUCAUCCUUUAGAAACGUACACAAUGAUUUUGUGUAUCUUGCUUCUCAAGACUUUUGUUAUGAAAUGUUAUAAAUGUAUAUUUUAGUGUCCGUUUUUAUGGAUUUUGUUUUGAAAAAGAAACUUUUAACUGAAACACUGCAAAGGGAUGCGAGUAUGUGGUCUGUUUUCCUGUAAGAUUAAGCUUUUUUCUUACAUCUAUUAAAAAGAAAGAUAAAAAGA
Carassius gibelio (silver crucian carp) is the source of this 2701-nucleotide messenger RNA. Its product is annotated as probable 28S rRNA (cytosine(4447)-C(5))-methyltransferase. Gene Ontology annotation, cellular component: nucleolus. Gene Ontology annotation, molecular function: RNA binding; rRNA (cytosine-C5-)-methyltransferase activity. Lineage: Eukaryota; Metazoa; Chordata; Actinopteri; Cypriniformes; Cyprinidae. The transcript is spliced from 16 exons. The record is from RefSeq and is a predicted model, not a curated record. Bases 193 to 2376 code for a protein of 727 amino acids. Gene Ontology annotation, biological process: maturation of LSU-rRNA; rRNA base methylation.